Amyelois transitella is the source of this 1380-nucleotide messenger RNA. Its product is annotated as lipase 1. Lineage: Eukaryota; Metazoa; Arthropoda; Insecta; Lepidoptera; Pyralidae. Gene Ontology annotation, biological process: lipid metabolic process. The coding region runs from base 58 to 1311 and encodes 417 amino acids. The record is from RefSeq and is a predicted model, not a curated record. The transcript has 5 exons. Gene Ontology annotation, molecular function: hydrolase activity, acting on ester bonds.
AUUAACAUAACGUUGUGUUCGUCGAAAACACAUUCAGUGUGGGUCAGAUUCUUCAGGAUGUUGCGUCUUGUUCUCAUUGGAGUCCUGGUGGCAUUGGCUUCAGCUAGGAGGUCCCCUCAUGCAGAUUAUGUAGAGGAAUAUGUAAAAGCUGAAGGCGCUGGAAGGUAUUCGGAUAAUAUCAUCGAAGAUGCGCUCUUGGAUGUUCCUGAUCUAGUAAAAAAAUAUGGAUAUCCCUUCGAAGCACACACAUUGACGACUCCUGAUGGCUAUAUCCUAGAAGUCCAUCGGAUUCCGCAUGGAAGGGACCAGAACAACACUCCUGACUCCAACAAACCCGUGGUCUUCUUGAUGCACGGCCUGUAUUCUUCAUCAGCUGAUUAUAUCGUUCUUGGACCGGGAAAUGCUAUAGCUUACGUUCUCGCCGAAGCCGGUUUCGACGUCUGGCUAGGCAACGCCCGAGGCAACUACUACUCCAGGCGCCACGUCACCCUUAACCCUAAUGGGGGGAGAGGGAACCUCGACUUCUGGCAGUUCAGUUGGGACGAAAUCGGCAAUAUGGACCUGCCAACCGUCAUCGACCAUAUUAUUGAGACCACAGGCCAGCCGAAGUUGCAUUAUAUUGGUCAUUCCCAGGGGUGCACCACAUUUUUAGUCCUGAAUUCUUUAAGGCCUGAGUACAAUGAGAAAUUCGUCAGCUUCCAAGCUUUGGCUCCUGCCGCUUUCUUUGUGUACAAUGAAGAUUUGUCCUACAGAUUGGCAGCUCCUCUUGAAGCAGUUUUUGAGGAAAUCCUGAACGCCGUUGGAUAUCUGGAGAUCUUAGGUAACAGAGAGUUCUUCACAUUCUUCGCCACAAAUUUCUGCGUGGAUGGUCUGAUCGCUGAAGCCUGUCAUGCUAUUCUGAAUAACGCUAACCCGGAGUACUACAAUACUACCAUGACACCUCUGUUCCUCGGUCACGCCCCUGCCGGCGCUUCAGUCCUGCAAAUGACUCACUAUGGACAGAGUAUCAACACUAAGAAGUUCAGGCGAUACAACCACCUCCCUAUAAAAAACAUCGAAGUCUACGGCCGUCCUACACCCCCAGAAUAUGAUCUUAGCAAAGUCACUGUCCCUACUUAUCUACAUUUCGGCUACGCUGAUGUCCAAGCUGAUUAUAGAGAUAUCAAUUAUUUGGGUGAUCAACUACCUAAUCUGGUUGCUAGAAUGCCUGUAGAUAGGGUUUCUUUCAAUCAUUUAGAUUUUGUCUGGGGUAUUGACGCUAAAGAGCAGCUAUAUUUGAAGCUGGUUGAUAUAAUGCUUAGUUACCAUUGAUCGGGUCUUAGGAUAAACGGUGGAUGAUGAUUUUGUAUUUAUUAAAAUAAUAAAAUAAAAGAAAUUGAA